This is a messenger RNA of Medicago truncatula (barrel medic), 1237 nucleotides long. Its product is annotated as malonyl-CoA:anthocyanidin 5-O-glucoside-6''-O-malonyltransferase. The coding region runs from base 176 to 1237 and encodes 353 amino acids. The transcript is spliced from 2 exons. The record is from RefSeq and is a predicted model, not a curated record. NCBI's taxonomy places the organism in Eukaryota, Viridiplantae, Streptophyta, Magnoliopsida, Fabales, Fabaceae.
UUUUUAAUUCCCGACAUAAAUUAUCUUAAUAUUCAAGUUUUCCUCUCUUAUAUCUUUUAACUCUUUAUAUUUCUUUUCCACACGUCUCUCUUUCAUUUUUCCCCUUACAAUAGAGCUUCCCUCUAAUCUUCUUAUAGCUAAGAAAUUUAUUCAAACAACACUACCUUUGGUUUACAUGGAUUCCAUCGACAAGAGCAACAUUAAAAUCCAUGAACACAUUAAAGUUACUCCUCCAUCAUCAACCCAAAAAACAACAACCCCUCUUACUUACUUUGACAUAUUUUGGCUUAGGUUCCAUCCGGUAGAACGUGUUUUCUUCUACACCCUCCCAAAUUCACAUUCACACACUUCUUUCUUUUUCCAAAAACUUGUUCCAAUUCUCAAAUCUUCAUUCUCUUUAACCCUCCAACACUUUCUUCCUUUAGCUGGUAAAAUCGUUUGGCCUUCUGAUUCUCCACAACCAUUCAUCCAAUUCAAUCCAAAUGAUGAUGGAGUUUCCUUUAUCAUUGCAGAGUCUGAUUUAGAUUUCAAUCAUGCUAUUGAAAAAUCACCCCAUGAAGCUUCUUUGUCUCGCUCUUUUAUACCACAUUUGGAAUCAACUGAUUCUUUUGCUUCUAUUAUCUCAAUUCAGAUAACCUUUUUUCCGGAAAGUGGUUUUUCCAUUGGAAUAAGCACUCACCAUGCUAUUCUAGAUGGAAAAUCCUCAAUCAUGUUCAUCAAAGCUUGGGCUUAUCUAUGCAACAAAACCAUUGAAACCGAAGAACCACCAACUUUGUUGCGAGAAUUACAACCAUUAUUUGAUAGGAAUAUCGUGAAAGAUCUAGAUGAACUUGGUGAUAAGUUCACAAAUAAUUGGAGAGAGUUCAUAACCAACAUGUUCCCAAAUGAAAAAGGAAACGAAAGAUGCUUGAAGAUUUUAGCUUUUGAACCAAACCUCGAAGACUCUCUUCGUGCUACGUUCAAGCUCACACGUGAAGAUUUGAACAAGAUAAAGCAAAUGGUGUUAACAAAAUGGGAAUUAUUGGACACAAAUGAAUUAAAUUCUAAGCCACCCUGUACGAAUUUCUCACCGGAGGCGAGAAACUCUAGCACCGAUCACAGAGGAAACGCAAAACGUGAGGAAACGCAAAGCCAGAACCGAAUCGCAAAACACAGAGAAGAAGAAAUAAGAAGAAAGCUAGAACCGGAAAGCCAGAAACGCGAGGCCGGAAACGCGAAGCUAGAACCGGAAAGCUAG